Molecule: messenger RNA, 1785 nt
Organism: Pseudovirgaria hyperparasitica
Lineage: Eukaryota; Fungi; Ascomycota; Dothideomycetes; Acrospermales; Acrospermaceae
Product: beta ketoadipyl CoA thiolase, TH2
Exons: 2
Coding region: 305-1546 (413 amino acids)
Biological process (GO): phenylacetate catabolic process; fatty acid beta-oxidation
Cellular component (GO): peroxisome
Molecular function (GO): acetyl-CoA C-acyltransferase activity
Source: RefSeq, a predicted model, not a curated record
UGAAAAGAAGAAGCUCCCCAGUACAGUACUUCUUCGCCUUUGGAUCCCCGCUGAUUUCCGCCCCCGCCUCGCCUGCUAGUCCCGGCCCGCCACUACAGGUACCGGUCCAGCUUCCGAGAGCUUCACCACCUCGGUGGAGCUCAUUUGCCGAUACCAACAGCCAUGCUCUGUUCAUCGCAAAUGGCUCUACAGAGGGCCUCUGUACAUCUUCUAGGUCCUCUGGAUAUUCCACCACGUUUCAAUUGUCUGGUUGUACCCUCACCCCUUCAUACCGUACUACUCCCACGUUGAAGUAUCCUCAGCCAUGGCAGGCUUCGUUCAGAGGGGCGUCAAGAAUAUCCUCCAAAAGAGGCCUAACGACGUAGUCUUUCUCUCUGCCCUUCGCACACCCGUAACGCGAGCAAAGAAGGGUGGUCAGCGUGAUGCAUACGACCACGAGUUACUCGCUGCAGUCCUCAAAGCUACGCUGGCGAAAAACCCGAACCUCAACCCGGCCAGAAUAAACGAUGUCAUGAUUGGUACAGUCCUGUCGGAGCUUGGUGGCUCAAAGGCUGGACGCAUGGCCGCCGUACAUGUCGGAUACCCCAGCACAACAUCUUUUCAAACAGUCAAUCGCGCAUGCGCCUCCGGCCUAGCAGCUAUCACAGGCAUAGCGCAUAGCAUUGCUGUGGGCGCGAUCGACGUGGGAGUAGGAGGAGGAAUGGAGAGCAUGACACGAAACUAUGGAUCGAGAGCUAUCCCGACCCAAUUGUGGAACAAGCUAAAGGAGUCGCCAGUAAAAGAGGCGCGAGACUGCAUCAUGAACAUGGGGAUCACAGCGGAGAACGUCGCAGAACGGUAUGGCGUGAACAGGGAAGACCAGGAUGCGUUUGCGGCUCGCUCGCAAUUGAAGGCUGCAAAGGCACAAGAGGAGGGUCUAUUCGACGAGGAAAUAAUUCCUGUUGAGACUAUCUGGCGACCAGACCCGGAGGUAUUGGAGAAGGAGGAACUUAUAACUGUAAUUAAGGACGACGGCAUCCGAGGAAACACAACCGUGGAAAAGCUCGCAACCAUGAAACCUGCAUUCAAGGAGAAUGGAACACUUACGGCUGGAAGUAGCUCACAAGUCUCUGAUGGUGCAGCUGCAGCUCUUAUGAUGAGGCGAAGUACGGCACAAGAACUCGGCUUGUCAUCUUCUAUCAUUGGCAAAUGGGCCGGUACCAAGACCAUUGGCUGUGACCCCGAUGAGAUGGGCAUCGGCCCUGCCGUAGCCAUUCCUGAACUCCUUGAGUAUGCAGGCAUAUCGAAGGAUGACAUUGGCAUUUGGGAGAUCAACGAAGCUUUCGCCAGCCAAGCUAUAUACUGUAUAAGAAAGCUGGGGAUUGAUGAGUCCAGGGUAAAUCCCAAAGGGGGAGCCAUCGCGCUUGGUCAUCCACUUGGAGCAACUGGGGCUCGACAACUGGCCACGCUGCUACCAGAGAUGGCGCGUCAGGGACAGGAGCUGGGCGUGAUCAGUAUGUGCAUAGGCACAGGUAUGGGUAUGGCGAGUUUGAUUGUUCGGGAGUAGACAUUGAAAUUUCGACCGCCUUUGCGACUCUAAAUGUGCUGGGAAUCUUGUUCUGGGUAAUAUGCAGCCACUUUCUCAUUCACCCGAUAGGUCUUUCGCCGACUUCUUUUUCUUUUUGGAUCUUGAGGCAAGUAGAUCGUCAAGAUAUGACGUCGAUCGCUUCGUGGCUCUGAUUUGCUGGGUAAUUUUGGUCUUUUCUGCUGGCGGUUGUGCAGUCUUGCUAAUUUCAUGCUCGCUUG